UUUAAAUUUUGGAUUGGUUCAGGAAAAUGAAUUCUAUGACGCUGUUGUAAAACCACCUCUGAUUGGGCCGAUCCAAAGGCGGUGAUAACAAGCCGGAGAGGGUCAGAAGCAGGAAAGCUACCUCAUUCUACAGAAAGAUGGGCAAAGGGUUAAACCAGAAAAGCUGCCUCGUUUUACAAAAAGACUGCAAAGACCCCAUGGCAGACACAAAAGAGGGAAAUAAAACGUCCAUUACUGGAUUCAUCCUCCUGGGCUUUGGGAAUCUCCAUGAACUUCAAAUUUUUCUCUUCCUGCUGUUUGUAGUGAUCUGCAUUGUGACUGUGGCUGGUAACAUCCUCUUCAUUGCGCUAGUUGUGGCUGAUCAGCACCUUCACAUCCCCAUGUAUUUCUUCCUGGGGAACUUGUCCUGCCUGGAGACCUGCUACAGCUCCACCAUCCUGCCCAGGUUGCUGGCUAGUCUCCUGACGGAGGACAGAACCAUCUCUGUUAGUGACUGCCUCAUACAGUUUGAUAUCUUUGGUUCUCUGUAAGCUAGAGAAUGUUGCCUCUUAUCGAUGAUGUCUUACGAUCGGUAUUUAGCCAUAUGCAAACCUCUGUGUUAUGCAGCCCACAUGAUGAGAAGGUUUUCCUUCCAGCUAGCAGGUGAGUCUUGGCUAAGUGGGUCUGUGGUCAACACCAUUGUGGUAUGUUGGUUAUCACAAUUGAUUUUCUGCAGCUCCAAUGAAAUCGACAAUUUCCUUUGUGAUUACACCCCAUUAAUAAAACUGUCCUGCAGUGACACUA
This is a messenger RNA of Gopherus evgoodei (Goodes thornscrub tortoise), 783 nucleotides long. RefSeq names its product olfactory receptor 12D1-like. The record is from RefSeq and is a predicted model, not a curated record. Bases 138 to 530 code for a protein of 130 amino acids. Gene Ontology annotation, biological process: G protein-coupled receptor signaling pathway. The transcript is spliced from 4 exons. Gene Ontology annotation, molecular function: olfactory receptor activity. Lineage: Eukaryota; Metazoa; Chordata; Testudines; Testudinidae. Gene Ontology annotation, cellular component: membrane.